GAUUAUCAGACUCAAAUCAAAACGUCUGAAUUAUAUGUAGUACCAGUACUAUGCCAACGUGUACUUAGCAGCAUAUGGAGACAACAAAUUGCGAAGGACGGUGAGUCCAAGUCGGCACCAUGGGACUGCUGCAGGCCGUCCACCCGGCCCUGGAGGAGUUAGACUACACCCAGCCGUCUGUGCAGGCAUCCGUUAUAGGAGGGACCAUCCUUUUGUUCCUGGUGCUGCAAGUACUGACCCGCCUGGUGUCCAGUCAGAUGGAGGUGUACAGGCGUCUGGGUACAGCCGGUGAUAAGGUAGGGUGGAUCAGGGCUAUUUUGGGGAUGUUCUUCGGUGCUGUCUCCACGGUGGUGGGAAUAUGGACCAUCUUUUGGGACGACUCCGUCAACACGGACAUCGCCAUGGCAACCACACCCACAGGACGCUUCGCAGUGCUCUUCUCAGUCGGUUUCUCCAUCUUCGAACUGAUGCAGCUCGCUACGAUGUCCCUCACACGCCGCGCGUUCUACCCCAUCGUGUUCCUGCACCACACCUGGCUCACCGCCCUGCUCACACAGGUCAUGUGGUGCGACCGUCUGCACCACCUCACCGUGGCCGGGCUCACCAUGGAGAUCAUCCUGCCGUUCGACAGGAUCAGCUGGAUGUUGCUCAAAGCCGGGAGGAGAGACACUCGGGCUUGGGAAUGGAACCAGUUGAUUCUCAUCCACACAUUUUCCCUUCGCAACAUGGUGGAAUGUUACAUGUGGUUCCACACCUAUAGAAACUGGCACAGGAUCUGGGGCGUGACGCCCCUCCCGCUGCUGUGCCUUGUGUACGGUGGACUUGUUCUCACCACGUUUUGGAUGACGCCGUUUUGGUGGAUCGAGAGUAUCAGGAGGUAUUCCGUCACCUUUAGUGCAAGGAGGCAGAUAAAAAUGCAUGCGAACAAAAACGUUAGCGACAAAAAGACAAAGUAAAAUAUAACGUAAAAGCCAGCUUAGCCAGUUUUGAAAAGAAUUGUAUCAUACGAUUGCAACUUUAAAAAAGCAUAAAACAUAUGUCCGCUAAAUGGGUUGAGUGACCAGCAUGUUGUGUGUUUGUGUGUUGGUCCUGAUUGAAAAGUGUCGAAUUUUCCUGAAUGCUAAAAACUUGCUGUGUAUUCUGCUGAUAGUGUUGGUUUGGGAAACAAUCACUCAAAUAAACUAGACAUGUUGACGAGUUUUUCUGUGAUUUUGACUCAAGUC
This is a messenger RNA of Branchiostoma floridae (Florida lancelet), 1223 nucleotides long. Its product is annotated as protein CLN8-like. NCBI's taxonomy places the organism in Eukaryota, Metazoa, Chordata, Leptocardii, Amphioxiformes, Branchiostomatidae. Gene Ontology annotation, biological process: lipid homeostasis. Bases 120 to 956 code for a protein of 278 amino acids. Gene Ontology annotation, cellular component: membrane; endoplasmic reticulum. The transcript is spliced from 4 exons. The record is from RefSeq and is a predicted model, not a curated record.